CGGGUAUAUAAGGGUCUCCUUCUUCCCAGUUGGAACGGUGUUCUUCCCCUCCAUCGCACCAUCAAAGACAUAAGCAGAAGAUUUUUAGCCUAUCACGAACAGACCAGCCCAGAACACCAUGUCCGGCACUGAGAACACCAACCCCGGCAACUUUGCCAACCGCCCCAAGGAGGAGGUCCGGGAGAUUGCGUCCAAGGGCGGCCAGGCCAGCCAUAGCGGCGGCUUCGCCAGCAUGGAUCCGGACAAGCAGCGCGAGAUCGCUUCGAUGGGCGGCCAGGCUUCCUCCGGCAGCUUCGAGCCCGGCAGCGAGCGGGCGCGCGAGGCAGGCCGUAAGGGCGGCUCCCGCACUGGCACCGGCGGCGGCAGUGACGACGCCGAGUAGAACGGGCGUGACAUCAUAAUCUGGGACUGGGGGUGUCUCGGCGCAGGCUGUGUAUGAUUAGGCACCGGACUGGGUCGGUCGGGAAGAGUUCUUCGUCUUCCUUUAGCGCGCAGUGUCCGAGAGCACAAUGGAUGGUUGGGCUGUUAUCCUGCCCGGUUUUUACUGUGCGUGGUCAGCACGGCGA
Molecule: messenger RNA, 566 nt
Organism: Thermothielavioides terrestris NRRL 8126
Lineage: Eukaryota; Fungi; Ascomycota; Sordariomycetes; Sordariales; Chaetomiaceae
Exons: 3
Coding region: 119-382 (87 amino acids)
Source: RefSeq, a predicted model, not a curated record